AAUUCGACAGACGAAGAAGAAAAAGUAUAAGACACACGAAGAAGAGUCCCGUUGAGCCUCGUGAAGCGGGAACAGUCAGCCGUCUAUCAUGGACUGGGGUCAGAGUGAGCUGCUGUCUCCGGUGGUUCGAGACGACGAGGUGACCAUCGCUGCCCGCAGGAGGAAGAAGGUGGCCUUCCCAUCACCCGGUGCUGGCAGCCCCAUCGCCUCCACGGUAACGCCGGCCCGCUCACUGCUGAGGAACACUCCAGCUUCACUGUACAGACAGGCUGUGACUCCCAGGGUUCCAGAUGUUUCCUCCAUUUUGGCUCCAGGAGGUCGAACACCUCGAUACACACACACACCCAGAAACGCACUCAGCAGUAUGAAUUUGGAUGACAGCGACUGGACGAACAGCAUGUACAUCUCGCCUGUUUCGGGUUUGGAGAACACGAGCUUCUUCACAGACGACAUCACCAACCUGAGCUCGGCUCUGCUGAAGGAGGACGACCCCGGAGAGGCCGCGGCCGCCAGUCUGUUCCCAGAGUUCCUGGCGUCCUUUCUGAAACACUCUUCUUCUGCGGUGUUUGAGCUGCUGGAGGAUUAUCAGUCUCUCUGUCGGGACAAGCUGGACGUGCUGCAGUCUGUGGUCCUCAGGGCGGGACAGAACAGUAAGACAGCAGGAGUCCACUGGCUGCUGCAGCAGGAGAACUGCACCUGGAGACUCAUCACCUCCCUGUACAGGGACCGGGUCCAGUUGGCGCUGGAGGAUGACAUGAUGACAGACAUGGUUGUCCCCAGUGAGAGUGAGAAGGUGGUGGUGGAGCAGCUGUUCCAGCGGGACGCCGUCAUCCGUCAGAGUCAGCUGGUCGUUGAUUGGCUGGAGAGCAUCGCCAAGGAUCAGAUCGGAGAUUUUUCGGAUAAUAUCGAAUAUUACGCCAAAAACGUCUGCUGGGAGAACACACUCCACGCACUGAAGCUGAGGAGAAAGAGCGGCGCCGCCUUCACCGUCCCUCUGGUCACGGAGCUGGACCCGGACGCUCCCCUCCGGCAGCAGCGGCCCCUGGCUGACCUGGACCGAGAGGACGACGCGCGACUGCUGAAGAACCUGUUCACUCUGAUCAGAGCCGGGAUGACUGAGGAGGCUCAGAGGCUGUGUAAGCGCUGUGGUCAGGCGUGGAGAGCAGCGACCUUGGAGGGCUGGAAACUCUACCACGACCCCAACAUGACCUCAGGCAGUUUGGAGCUGCAGCCUGUCGAAGGAAACCCGCAGAGAGGAAUCUGGAAGGCCUGCUGCUGGAGGAUGGCUGAGGAGGAGCAGUUAAACAGAUAUGAGCGAGCGAUCUACGCUGGCCUGAGUGGAAACCUCAAACCACUGCUGGCGGUGUGUGAGUCGUGGGAGGACUGUGUGUGGGCGCACUUCAGAGUGAUGGUGGACUCACUGGUUGAAAAGGAGCUCAUGUCGUCAGGAAUGGCUCACCAGGAAGUAGAGACGCUGCCCAGAGAGUACCUGGAGGCCAACUGGACGAUGGAAAAAGUGUUUGAGGAACUUCAGGCUUCUGAGCUGAAGAGGGUGUUGGAGGAGACCAGAGAGCAUCACCACGUCAUCCAGAAGUUUGUCAUCCUGGGAGACCUGGACAGUCUGUUGGAGGAGUUUUCUGAUUGGCUGACAGCCUCUAAGCCCCUCCCCUCUCACCUGCUGCGUUUCAUGACUCACCUGCUGCUGUUUUUACGCUGUCUGGGUUUGGCGCUGAAGGAGGAGGUGUGUGUGGACGUGCUGAAGGCGUACGUCUCCCUCCUGAUCCGCGAUCAGCAGACUGACCUCGUGGCGAGCUACGUCACCCAGCUGCCCUCCGAGCUCGCCACCAUUCAGUACGCCGCCUUCCUGGAGACCGUCAACCAACCGGAGCUCCGCCCCCACUGCCUGCAGCUCGCCACGGAUGCUGGUUUGGAUGUUGCCGCGGUGACGAAGCUGGUGGUGGAGACGGUGAGAGAGAGAGACGAGACAGAGUUUACACAUCACAGCCAGACGCUGGAGACGGGAACCACCAAGGAGGACCUGAGAAAGAUCGACAUCAUCGAUUGGCUGCUGUUUGACCCCGCCCAUCGAGCAGAGGCGCUGAAACAGUCGAACGCCAUCAUGAGGAAGUUUUUGGCUCUGCAGAAACACGACGCGGCGAAGGCGGUGUUCUCAAAAGUUCCCGAGGACUCGAUGAGGGAGAUUUACUGCCAGUGGUCGGGCGUCGGUCAGACUACGCCUCUUCCUGCGGAGGACGAGAACGCCAUCAGAGAACACCUGUGCAUCAGAGCCUACCUGGAAGCUCAUGAGGCGUUCACUGAUUGGUUCAGUCACAGCAGCUCCGCCCCCCAGAAACCAGCGCCCGCCCCCGAGGCCAAAUUCACCGAGAGAGUUGCCAAUGAGAUGAGAGAGAAGGAGUACCAGGCCUCUCUGUCUGCGUGGUCGUGUCGUCUUGAAGUUCUAACCGAAGACGUGAAAGAAAGAAUCUACAACGUGCUGCUGUUUGUGGAUGGAGGAUGGAUGAUCGACAACAGACAGGAUUCGGAGCCGGAUUCGGAGCGCAGCCACCAGAUGGCGGCGCUGCGUUCGCUGUGUCUGCCUCGCCUCAGCUUCCUGCUACUCAGCGUGCUGCAGAACUCCUCCAGACACCAGGAGGCGCUGCGACUCGCCGACAUCAUCUCAUCCGACCAACACCGCCUCUACCAGGUUUUCUCCAAAGAGGAGCUGCGGAGGUUCCUGCAGAAACUGAGGGAGUCGUCGCUCGCUCUGUUGGACCGAGGACUCGACCCACUCGGCUACGAGUUACAGCCAUAAACACACACACACACACACGCAUUGAGCUGUGUUUGACUUACUUUUGUUAUAUUGGAUUGUGUUCAUGUCUUUUUUUGCAAAAUAAAAGCCUGUUUCCUGUA
Molecule: messenger RNA, 2913 nt
Organism: Plectropomus leopardus (leopard coralgrouper)
Lineage: Eukaryota; Metazoa; Chordata; Actinopteri; Perciformes; Serranidae
Gene: nup107
Product: nucleoporin 107
Biological process (GO): post-transcriptional tethering of RNA polymerase II gene DNA at nuclear periphery; protein import into nucleus; mRNA export from nucleus
Cellular component (GO): nuclear pore; nuclear pore outer ring
Molecular function (GO): structural constituent of nuclear pore
Source: RefSeq, a predicted model, not a curated record